Messenger RNA from Trematomus bernacchii (emerald rockcod), 427 nucleotides. Its product is annotated as lectin-like. The transcript has 3 exons. The record is from RefSeq and is a predicted model, not a curated record. Lineage: Eukaryota; Metazoa; Chordata; Actinopteri; Perciformes; Nototheniidae. Bases 1 to 351 code for a protein of 116 amino acids.
AUGAGCAGAAACUUCUUGUCCAAAAAUGAUGAGCUUUUCAUGGAAGACCAUCUGGUGUCCGGCAACGGAGAGUUUAAGGCUAUCUUCCAGGAUGAUGGAAACUUUGUGGUCUAUGGCUGGCAGCCUGUGUGGGCUUCAGACACUGCAGGGUCAUCCCCUUUCCGCCUGAUCAUGCAGGAGGACUGCAACCUGGUCAUGUACGACGAUGGGGGCAAAGCCAUGUGGCACACAAACACCUCCAAAUCUGACUGCAACAUGUGCCGCCUUCAGCUGACCGAUGAGGGCAAACUGGUGGUGAACAAGGAACAAGAUGAAGUCUGGAACUCUGCUAAAUCCACUGGCAUGAAGUGAUCCAUUGUGUUUGGAAAUCACGUUUUGAGCUUGGGUGAAUAAAAAGCGGGUGCAUUUCCCUCUCAGGCACUUCACU